AUUACAAAGACACUUAUUACUUACACUCAACGUCAACACCUAACCAUAUAAACCAGUUCGUCAGAGUCGCCAUGAGUACAAAGCCUCGCUGGUCUUCUCGCAAGCCCAACAAGAAGCACAUUCCUUAGAUUCAAUACAUCCCCUCCCACCAGACAUCACCACCAACGCCAUGUCCACCACAACCGCCCAACUCCCAUCCACGCAGUCCGCCGUCGCCGCACCGGCCCGGCGCGCACGACUCACCCUCACCACCGUCCCCGUACACACCCCUACCGCUGGCGAGGUCGUCAUCCGCGUCGAGUGGUGCGCCUCCUCCCCGCUCGACCUGCACAUGGCCGACGGCGGCCUGGUCGUCUCCUCGUGGCCCUUUGUCGUCGGCACGGGCGGCGUCGCGGGCACCGUCGUCGCCACGGCGAGCGAGGGCGACCUCAAGGGUCUCCGCGUGGGCGACAGCGUCAUCAGCUUUGCGUGGGGCAGCGACAAAAUGGCCAACACACAGCAGUACGUGACCGUGCCGGCCUAUCUCGUGUCCAGGAUCCCAGAGGGCAUCAGCAAGCCCGCCGCGUCGACCGUGUCGGUCAACCUGGUGACUGUCUUCCACACCGUCACAAAGGAUCUGGGUCUCGAUCUGCCGUGGCCCAUUCCGUCCGGAUGGACGCCCAAGGCUGCGGAUGCUGCCAUCUUGAUCUGGGGCGCCAGCAGCAGCGUGGGCAUGUACGCUCUGCAAGUCCUCCGCCACUGGGGGUACAGGAACCUCAUCGCCGUCUCGAGCGGUCGACAUCACGACAAUCUCAGAAGUCUCGGUGCGACCGUCUGCUUCGACUACACCAAGCCUGGUGUCGAGGCUGCUAUUGUGAAACACAUUGGUGCUGCGGGCGUCCCCUACAUCAUCGACUGCAUCGGGUCUGUCGAGGGGACGUUGCGGCCGCUGAGCAAAAUCGCCCACAACGGGACCCGCGUGGCGAUCAUGUUGCCGAUGAUCAUCAGGGAUGCCACGGAGGAAGAGGAACCUCUGUAUGAAAGCAACCCAGCCAACGUCCUUCCGGGAGAAUGGGCCGAGGGCGUGAUACUCAGAGGUGUGCGCACGCACUUUUAUCUCGAGAAUGAGUUCUUCAAGGACACGCUCCAGUCCGAGAUUGUCCCCUCUCUGCUUGCGCAGGGUAUCGUCAAGCCGAACAACUAUCGCCUCGUCGAGGGCGCCUCGCUGCUGGAGCGAGCGCAGAAAGCGCUCGAUUUGCUGCGGCAACGGGCCGCCAGCGGAGAGCGCCUGGUUUGGAGGGUGGCGGAGGAGUGAGAGGUUGUCUGCAUUCAGGCGGGCGGACUGUCUACCCAUCACCAAUACCCGCCAGGACGAGAGCCGAACUGGGUAUAUUGUACAUAUUACGUGGAAGAACUCCCGAUAGUAUAUCGUACAUAAUUAGAGAUCCAUCUGCCUCCAGAGGUUAGGACAUAUAUG
Molecule: messenger RNA, 1456 nt
Organism: Emericellopsis atlantica
Lineage: Eukaryota; Fungi; Ascomycota; Sordariomycetes; Hypocreales; Bionectriaceae
Product: chaperonin 10-like protein
Exons: 2
Coding region: 170-1294 (374 amino acids)
Molecular function (GO): oxidoreductase activity, acting on NAD(P)H
Source: RefSeq, a predicted model, not a curated record